AUGAUUUGGACGAUGAUUUUCCUCAAACCGAACGCGCUGGGAAGAGACUGCAUUGACAGGUGUGGCUCCACCAUCGAUUUCUUCAAGAAAGAUUGCAAGUACCAGGUGAGGAUCGACAACACCCAGGAUGAACAGGAGAUUGACGCCCGCCUGGCCAAGGCAAUCCAGCUACCGCAGCUGGAGUACGCAGGUGGAAGUUUGCUGACCAUUCUGCUCGAGGAUGGACGUUUGGUGAACGCUCAAGUUAGCCGCCAAGUGGAGUGGAACCGUUUCGCCAUCAAGGUGGACGGCCAAGACCAAGACCAGCUGGUGGAGUUGAACGAAGCCAACCACGUCCAGGGCCACUGUGCGGACUUCGACUCCAAGGCCUAUCUGAAGUACUGCGCCAUCCAGCGGGACCGCUUCCGGUUCUUAGAAGACAGUAUCACAUGCCGGAAGAUGGAUGUGGAGACACAGGUGAUUUAUAUUGAUACUGCAGUUGAAAGCGCCACUGUCCAGACCCCGGACAUCAAGAGCCUUGCAGACUUGCUCUUGGGUGCUGAUGGUGAACGCUUCAAAGGGCAGCAGCUGAUCUACAGGUGCUUAAUGAUCGCUGGCCCUGGCACGGGCAAGACUUGGUCCUCCUGCCAGUUGAUGUACCACUUGAGCAAGGCCUGCUCGGCCAGAUCGGUGCUCACGGGAAUUGUCAAAAUGCCCACCUUGAUCUUCGCGCAAAAGAUUGCAGGUAUGAUGCGCGCAGAGGGAGUCAGCGACGUUAUGUACAACAAGCUGCCGCUGGCAGCCCAAAAUGCGAUCCUGGACAAGCCGUGGUUGGAGGAUGGGUUCAAAAUUGAGUACGGCCAGGAGUAUUGUGCCGUCCUGGUUCGGGCGCUGCGGCUUCGCAGUGCGAUCGUGCUCUUGGAUGGCAUCGAUGAAGCCUCAGAUGUGAAAGGCGUCUUGCAGAGCUAUAUCAUGCGUCGCCUGGUUCCGAUGGAGAUAUCCUUGGUCCUCACCUCUCGUCCGGAGGGGGUCAGCGCUGACUUGAGUACCUUGAAGCAAUCCUUUGCCAUCAUGUCCCUCAAGCCUUUGUCGGAUAAGCAGCAGAAGGACAUCAUCUUGAACCAGGUCCAGAGUGAGGGGAAUGAAUUCUUCGAGAAGAUGAUGGGCUUUGCAGACAUCCGGGCCAAGCAUGACCUCAUCUAUUACCAUGAGGCCUUUCCCGAUCCAAAAGACCGACGCUACAUGGAGAAGCAGCUUCCAGCUGUAAAUCGCUUCAAGAAGGAGGAUGGCAGCUGGGAUCCCACCAUGGUUCAACACUUGAAAGGCCAAGUGAUCAAGGCCAUUCCGACAGGAACGGCGCCCAGCUCGGCAUACUUGAAGGCUGCCUCCGGCUACUUCACGGGCGAGCUCUUUCGUGUCAUGGACAAGCUCUUGAAGGAGAAGAAGCCCACAGCUGACCUGGACGCGGUGUUGAAGGAGAAGUUCCCUGGCACGGAUGCCUUCAAGCCUGGGCCCUCCUUGGCCAAAAAGCUCUAUGAACUCGCUGAGAAGAAGAAGGUCACCAACAACCAGGAUCUUUGGUCCAAGGUGGUUUGCAACACAGAUCAACUGCUGACGGCGGCCGAAGACUUCAAGCCAGUCUUUGAGAAGGCUGUCGACGCCCUGUGCAAAUACGUCCAGGAGGAGCUGAAGAAAACGGCCCAGGAAGGCCAGCAGAUCAGCUAUGACUACGACCUGGUGCUGGGGCCCUUGAAAGAUCCCGUGCGAGUUUGUGAAAAGGCCGCCGAUGACUACGCGGACCGCUUUCCCGACUUUUUGGCCGAAUCCAACGUAGUAGAUGUGAUCCGGGCACGCUUGGUGUGCACCAGCGGCUCCCAGAUGAAGACCUUCUUAAAGAAGAUCUCGGAGAGCUAUGAGACUGAGAUCGAGGGGCAAAAGGUGAAGCUCAGCUUGGCACGUGCCAAGAACAAGUUUUCCAGCAAGGACAGUGAUCCCUCCAGGUUCCGCAAUGUCUUGCUGAAUUUGGAGCUGAGUCGUGAUGGGCAGUCCCACUUCGUGGAGUUGCAAGUGCACCACAAGCUCAUCCUUGAUUUCAACGAUGAGAGCCAUGCGCACGACUAUUACGACUUCUUUCGGAGGGAGCUGGCCAACCAGUAUGGCAAGGAAAUGGAAGCGAGCCUGAACUUUAUGUUGGAAGAGCGAAUGCUGCUCUUCAAGGAAAUUUCUGAAGUCCCAGUUCUCUUGUCGGUGAUGACCAUGGCUUUGCUGCACUCCAACCAGAUGCCCUCGAACCUAUUCGAACUUUACGACAUGGGGUUGCAGAAUAUCCUCUCAAGUCAGCUUGGCGACGUGACAAAGGAAGACAUUGUGGAAAUCUGGCGGCUCAUGCAGCUGGUGGCGCUGAACAAUCAGUUGAACCAGAAGCGUAUUUUUAUGCAGAAAGAUGUGGAGACGGCCUUGGUUGAGGACAAGCACCUACUUCCUGUGUGGGCCAAGUUUGUCGAAAAGGGAGAGGUGCCCUUUGUGAAGAUCUUGGCGGAUGGUGAUGAUGCCGAGUAUCAGUUCAGGCAUUUGAGCUUCCAAGAGGCUUUGGCCUCCCAGGCUCUGGCUGAGCAGAACCAGCUGGGACUGGAGGCUGCCGAGCGGUUCAAGAGAGUUGGCGGGGGCUUUGCCGAGUUUCUGAACAUCCCCUUCUACCGGAACAUGCUUCGAAUUGGUGCUGGGCGAGUUGGCGAUGUUUUUGGGAGAUACUGGCCGCUAACCUCUUCGUUGACAGAUGACGGCCGAGCAGGACUUUGGAAUUUGCUCUUGGGUGCCAAGAAACUGAUCCUCGCGAGCUUUCUGCGCCCAGAUGCAAGCACUUACAAGAGCUAUGAAAAGGCUGCCUUCCCUCCUGGCUCAGAAGAUUGGUUCUUCACAAUCUUCAUGUUCGGUAAGCCGAAGGGGAACGGAUCUCUCAUGUACAACUUGUCGAAGAUCAAGAGCCAGGUGAAAAACCUCCAGGCAGCUUUGGUGACUCAUGAGGCUUGCCAUAUCCUCUUCCGCAACCAAGGCCUCGACGUCUCAGCCUUCGAGGUGCCUUCCAUCGCCUUUCCCAUGAGCUGGGAUGGCCAUGGACAGGCCUUGGACGUCUCCAAGGCGCCACCGCGCAUCGGGCUGCAGCUCUCCUUCAACUGGAAGAACUCCUUGUUGCACUUUGAGGAGAGCGAGGUGGUGUGUCUCGACCCGGCCCAGCCCAAGUCGCAGAUCCCCGACCGGGCUCCAGAGCUUCAUCGGCUCUCCGGGCCUCGAUGGAUUUUCGUGUCCGAGACGCCCCAGGAGCCCUACAACUUCAACCCGUGUGUUUGCACAAAGGUGAUCCCUGUCUACAUGAGAGGCAGCCAUUGUUCCUUCCUGUCCAGUUCGCCGAAGCUCGCGGCCACCUCGGUGAGUGGCGAUGUGAAGCGCGGCCAACGCACGGAGAAGACUGGGAACAUCCUGGCCCACCAGGCCAAGGUGCAGCCAAAGACCACUUUUACUACAGAAUGGCCUCCUCCACCUUGGAGGAUUGCUGCUUCCGAGGAGGUCGAGGGUGUGAUGAUGUCGACCUACCAGUUCUACCACCGAGCCGCUGCCGUGGAAGGCGCGACUGAAGGCGUGGAAAGUGUGAAGGUGUCCACCCGUUGGCUUGCUGCAACUGGCGGGGGCGGGAACGACGUGAUGGUGUCGACCUACCAGAGUUCGUACGAACUGAAGAGCUCCCACGCCUUGAGCGACUUUGUCACAGUGCCCCCGGCGGGAAAGCAGCGGGUGUCGGAGGAGAAGUAUCGCUUCCACCGGACGGAGGAGGUCAUCGCGGCUGCCGGCGGCCACAGUGUGGGCUCUGGGUUUGCUGGUGGGCACUUGGAGCAGCACUAUGGGCGAGUCGCCCAGGUGGCUAGGGCCUCUCGUAGACGGCAGAUGGUGGCGACCCAGUUCCUUUGCAUGCGGGCGACGUUUCUGACAUGGAGGAUGGCGCGCGGCAUGAAGGAUCCCGACCCACCCCCUGAAGUCACAGAGGCAGCUGCCUCCUCGGUGGCGAUGGGAGAGAGCAAGAAUGAGACUGCAGGAGACACGCCCGCGCUGCCCGAAGUGUUGGCCGAAAAAGAGGGCCUAGACGAUCUAGAAGCGCCUGUGAGCAAAGCCAAGCACUAUGAGGAUUCCGGUGGGAAUGCGGAGGUCUUUCGGCCCAAAGAUGCAGAGAAGGGCUUGGCGUUCUUGAUGAAUCUUUGGAGCCGCGCGUGGAAUGAUCAAGGGAAUCGGUUAAGUGACUUCCAGCGAGUCCUGAACGAGAUGGCUCUGCCGGAGCUGCCGCCCUCAGCCCCCCCAGCAGCUGCGACGGUGGUCGCGCAGAGGCGGCGGGUUUGUUGGUGUGAUGGCGUGUGCGUUGCAUGGGACUUCCGCUUGGAGCCAUGGCCGAUCAUGCAGAUGGGCAUCAUCGCUCCGGUCCCAAAAGUCAAGGAUCCCAAUGAUCUGGAAGCAGCUCGCAGUGAAGCGACAGCCAAGAGUGAAAGGAUCCAAAAGAAGGUGUGCUCUGAGUGGGCCCUGGCUUUACGAGGAGAAACCACCAAGGAGUGGUCAACCGAAUUCAGCCCCUGGAAGAUGCUGGCUGAUGGCGUCAUCAGGGAUGACAUCAUUCUUCCGGAUCAGGCGCCGGCCAUGCGCUGCGAGCGUGGCCACGAGCUCAAGUUGAUGCAGACCAGUGGAGGGAACCAGUGCGACAGGUGCAACGAGAACGAUGACAAUCAGGGCCACAACAAGAUACAUUUUCGUUGCCAGCCUUGUGAUUUCGAUGUUUGCAUCUACUGCGCGCAGCGUAUCAAGGAGGCCUACUGGAAAGCUCAUGCGCACCACGACUGGGCGGCUGAACGGCGAGACCAGGCGAUGCGCUGUGCGUGCCGACUUUCUUCCUCGAGCGCCACACGAGUGCCGGAAGAGUUGGAGAAGCCUCGUUGCCCUCCUGGGCGGCACAUUUACAAGCGGACGAAGCCUGGAGACGAGAGGUGUGCGUGUGGCCGGGAAGAAGCGCUGUAUAGAUGCGAAAACAGGGAAUGUCAGCAUGCGAUCUGCCGGAAGUGCUUCUUGCGUGAAGGCCUCAGGCUGAGGAGACCCUGGGAUUCUGACACGGUCCUUGAAGGGUGGCAGCUCUUGCCGGUAGACGCUGUACGAUUAGAUCACCCGACCAAGAAGCAGAUCAUGAUCGCAAGGAGGCGGCAGGCCAAAGGAAAGCAGUGGCAGGAUCUUUUUAGCCUCCGGCACUUCCGACAGGCGCUGAACGUGGAGUUCUUUACACAUCGCAUGGAACCCGAGAAGGCGGCCAGCUUCUUGACGAAGCAUGUGGACCGAUUUCAGAGCUCCUCCAGAGAGGUGAGGGUCUUAGAGCCCAACAAGGCGUUGCCACCGAUGCGGCGGCCGUGGCCGACCUGCCAAAGAGGGCACUUCCUGGAUCAAACCCAGUCAUCAACGAAGGGACGCCUCUGUAAUGUAUGCGGCAAGUUUGCGGGCGGUUACCACUGCUCCCGCUGUCAGGGCUACAAAGUAUGCCGCCUUUGCUAUGUACAAAUGUCAGACAGAUGCCGUGCAGCACAGAGAAUCAACAAGGAGAAUCACAACGAGGAUUUCCUUCGAUGCCUUGCCGCCAAGCGGCGGCUCUGGCGCACACGCCCGGAGGAGCAUGUCAGGACAAGCCUUCGUGGCCCGAUGCCGACUGCUUUCUUCACACAUCGUUUGGAGGACAGAGAGGUGGCUGCUUGUUUCCUGAAGAAGUUCCAAGCGAUCCUGGUGCCGCCAAGCACAUCAACACCAACAGCGACGAACACGGAGAAGCCCAAGCUCCCUGAAGGGGAGCAGUAG
Molecule: messenger RNA, 5850 nt
Organism: Durusdinium trenchii
Lineage: Eukaryota; Dinophyceae; Suessiales; Symbiodiniaceae
Source: the annotation of a GenBank genome assembly